UUGGGUGUUCCUUAGUGGAUUGGGAUUCCUUGUCCUAAUCGGAGUCGUCUCAGAUUUCCCAAAAAUCGCAGCCUAUAAAACUCCUUUUCAUUUUUCUAUUCUCUCCAUAAUCACAAAUCAAUCCCUUUGAAUUUUCCAUCAAUCUCUCUUCUUUCAGAUUUCCUCUACUAUUACCACCACUACUCUCUCUCUCUACCCAUGAAUGCUCUUCAAGCUACCAACAGAAAUUUCCGCCAUGCUGCUCGGAUUCUCGGCUUAGACUCCAAACUCGAGAAGAGUCUUCUCAUUCCCUUCCGUGAGAUCAAGGUUGAGUGUACGAUUCCCAAAGACGAUGGAAGCUUGGUGUCUUACGUUGGGUUCAGAGUACAACAUGACAAUGCUCGUGGCCCUAUGAAAGGAGGGAUCAGAUACCAUCCUGAGGUUGAUCCUGAUGAAGUUAAUGCUUUGGCUCAAUUAAUGACCUGGAAAACUGCUGUUGCUGAUAUCCCAUAUGGUGGUGCAAAGGGUGGCAUUGGCUGCAACCCAAGGGAGUUAAGCAAUAGCGAGCUCGAGCGUUUGACUCGUGUCUUUACACAAAAAAUUCAUGAUCUCAUUGGAAUUCAUACUGAUGUACCAGCUCCAGAUAUGGGCACCAAUGCACAGACUAUGGCAUGGAUUUUGGAUGAAUACUCAAAAUUUCACGGUCAUUCCCCGGCCGUUGUCACUGGGAAGCCCAUAGAUUUGGGUGGAUCACUUGGUAGAGAAGCUGCAACCGGGCGUGGUGUUGUUUUCGCAACAGAGGCAUUACUUGCCGAGCAUGGAAAACAGAUCAAGAACAUGACAUUUGCAAUUCAGGGGUUUGGAAAUGUGGGAUAUUGGGCAUCAAAACUUAUUCAUGAGAAAGGUGGAAAGGUUGUUGCUGUAAGUGAUAUCACUGGUGCCGUAACGAAUCCAAAUGGUAUCGACAUUCAAGAACUUUACAAGCAUAAAGAAAGUACUGGAAGCCUUGUGAACUUUCAAGGUGCAGACGAUAUGGAUCCAAAUGAGCUACUUGUACACGAUUGCGAUGUUCUUAUCCCUUGUGCCUUAGGUGGAGUUCUAAACAGGGAAAAUGCUGGUUCAGUGAAAGCCAAGUUCAUAAUUGAGGCAGCAAAUCACCCCACAGAUCCAGAGGCAGAUGAGAUUCUAUCUAAGAAGGGAGUCGUAAUUCUACCCGAUAUAUAUGCGAAUGCUGGUGGAGUCACCGUGAGCUACUUCGAGUGGGUUCAGAACAUUCAAGGUUUCAUGUGGGAUGAAGACAAAGUAAACACUGAACUUCAAAGGUACAUGACUAGAGCAUUUCAUAACAUAAAGAACAUGUGCAAGACCCACGAUUGCAACCUUCGGAUGGGCGCUUUCACGUUGGGUGUAAACCGUGUGGCACGCGCCACACUUCUCAGAGGUUGGGAAGCUUAAUUUAUAGAUUUUGAUGAUUUUCCAUAUCAAAGAGAAUCUUAUUAAUAUCACCAUGGAAGAAAGCAAUUCAAGAUGGAAUUUUAACUCUUAUUUAGCAUUUUGUUCUAUUUGAUUUUCUUCAACUUAUGAAAGCAGCAUACAUAGGAGGAUGGAUUUGCAUAAGUUGUUGAAACUUCGAUUGUAGUGUGUACAAUGUCUCAAUUCUAUAGUUGUUACAUUAUUAUUAUUCUAGCAAUGAAAAUUUAAUAAUUCUCAUUA
Molecule: messenger RNA, 1692 nt
Organism: Cucumis sativus (cucumber)
Lineage: Eukaryota; Viridiplantae; Streptophyta; Magnoliopsida; Cucurbitales; Cucurbitaceae
Product: glutamate dehydrogenase 2
Exons: 9
Coding region: 199-1434 (411 amino acids)
Biological process (GO): L-glutamate catabolic process
Cellular component (GO): mitochondrion
Molecular function (GO): L-glutamate dehydrogenase (NAD+) activity
Source: RefSeq, a predicted model, not a curated record